Molecule: messenger RNA, 1575 nt
Organism: Perca fluviatilis (European perch)
Lineage: Eukaryota; Metazoa; Chordata; Actinopteri; Perciformes; Percidae
Gene: dnajc18
Product: DnaJ (Hsp40) homolog, subfamily C, member 18
Exons: 8
Coding region: 1-1041 (346 amino acids)
Biological process (GO): cellular response to misfolded protein
Cellular component (GO): endoplasmic reticulum membrane
Molecular function (GO): Hsp70 protein binding
Source: RefSeq, a predicted model, not a curated record
AUGGACAAAGAAGAAGCAGACCGGCUGAUAGAGAAGGCGAAGCUGUGUUUACGGUCCGGAAGGAAGGAUCGGGCGCUGCAGCUGCUAUAUGAAGCCCAGAAUAUUUAUCCCAGCACCCGGGCCAGAGAAAAGGGGCCCCGCGGGGGACCACGCCAGGGUGUUCUCAGGAUAAAGAAUUGCAAGGACUUCUAUGAAAUUCUCGGUGUUUCCAAAGAUGCCAGCGAUGAAGAUUUGAAGAAGGCGUACAGGAAGUUGGCCCUCAAGUUUCAUCCUGACAAGAACUUUGCUCCAGGAGCCACGGAUGCUUUCAAAGCAAUAGGCAAUGCAUAUGCAGUACUGAGCAAUCCAGAGAAGAGGCAGCAGUAUGAUCAAUACGGAGAUCAAUCUGCAGCUUCGAACGCACCCCAAACGUCCAGCCACAGUCGCCAUGGAUACUACAGAAGCUUUAACAGAGACUUCGAGGCUGACAUUUCCCCCGAGGAACUCUUCAACAUUUUCUUUGGAGGAAGGUUUCCCACCGGAAAUAUCCACGUGUACACCAACCAGGGAGCCUCCUACUCUCAGUUCUAUCAGCCUCGUCGUCGACGUGCUUAUGAGAGGCGCGAGGAGGUGGUGGAGGACAACCAGACUCAGAACACCUUCACAGCGUUCCUGCAGCUUCUCCCCGUGCUGGUGCUAAUCCUCAUAUCAGUGUUUACUCAGAUGAUGGCUACUAACCCGCCCUACAGUCUCUUCUAUAAGCCGGCCAUGGGGCUGGUGGUCUCCAGGGAAACGCAGCACAUGGGUGUACCAUACUAUGUGGAUAAAAGUUUUGAGAAGGAAUACCGUGGAGGUGCGCUGGAUGAAAUAGAGAAAACAAUUGAGAGCGACUAUAUCGAACACCUGCAGGGAAGCUGCUGGAAAGAGAAACAGCAAAAAUCUGACUUGGCAAACCUUGGACAGCUGUACCGAGAUGAACGGUUAAAGCAGAAGGCCGAGUCAAUGAGGCUGGACAACUGUGAGAAACUGCAUCGAUUGGUUGGGCGUCAGAGAGGCAAAUGAGGACUGUUUGAGAGGAGAACACGUUUCUUUACAGACUUUACAAUAAUGCAUUUUAUUGGAUUGUCUAAUUUAUCCAAUCUGGCCACUUUGUAAAGAAAUCUUUUUUUAAGGUACAGCGCAGUCAGUGGGAGAUUAUGCCACUGGAAACAAUGUGCCUUCUCUCCUCUUUGAUGGUAGAAAAUAGAGUUGCAUGUUAGCUGCCAACCCUGGCUGUGGUGGUAGCAGCAUCAAGUGCAAACUCACUGUGGCAGUGUGUUCGAUGUCUCAGAGCCUUUAAACUUUCUUAUAGAAAUGGCAUGACAUAAGGGGUCUCCCUUUGGGGUUAUGAAGGCAGUAGUAUGUUCACACAUACAAUUUUGUUUGUUCAGGUUUUGUAGUUUACCUGUGUAUUUAUUUUUGAAUGUUUUUGUGUCCUCACUGAAAUUUUAGGUGUAUUUAUUCAAUAUUUAAUAGAGUGAAUGUUACUUGAGAUUCCUGGCUCAUUAUUGUUUUUUUUUCUGUAGGAAGUAAUAAAACACAGUGACUUAAAUCAUA